Molecule: messenger RNA, 2009 nt
Organism: Colossoma macropomum (tambaqui)
Lineage: Eukaryota; Metazoa; Chordata; Actinopteri; Characiformes; Serrasalmidae
Gene: dnajb4
Product: DnaJ heat shock protein family (Hsp40) member B4
Exons: 3
Coding region: 450-1478 (342 amino acids)
Cellular component (GO): cytosol
Molecular function (GO): protein-folding chaperone binding
Source: RefSeq, a predicted model, not a curated record
CCUGUUUAGCCCGGGUUUGGACUGAAUCUGGGUCUGGGGAAAAAGGGGGUAUCUUUUUUGUGUUAGUAGCCAUUUGAGGCCAUCAUUCCUGGAUCUCCAAAGCUUUUUGUGGUCGGAUCCAGAACUCAGCUAUGUGGACGUAGGAGAUGACGUGAAGUUUGGCGUUAGCUUUCUAGAAAGAGCCAGGGGUGCAGCGCUGGUAGCUACGAGGGAGGGCGGAAUGGCUAUUUAAAGAGGGGGAACCAGGGAGAGGAGGAGAGGAAAAACAGAGUACAACACAAGCCACAGCAUCGAGUAACCGCCUCCGAUAUAGACAGACGAGCAGAGGGAGAAAAGCCAGCUAACAGUGAAGUCAGCUAGCUGCCUUCGUCCUGCCAUCACCCUCCACUCAUAACGGUUAACGGUUUUUCUCCACAGGCUAACCGGCUAAUUCGCCUCGGGGGGGCAAGAUGGGGAAAGACUACUACAAAAUACUGGGCAUUUCGAAAGGAGCGGCCGAGGAGGACAUUAAAAAGGCGUACAGAAAACAGGCUCUAAAAUGGCACCCGGACAAAAACAAGGCGCCCAACGCCGGCGAGAAAUUCAAGGCGAUAGCCGAGGCUUACGAGGUCCUCAGCGACCCGAAGAAACGAGAGAUAUACGACCAGUACGGAGAGGAAGGUCUGAAAGGAGGCGGAGGACCCACCGAUGGACAGGGAAGCAACUUCACCUACACCUUCCACGGAGACCCCCACGCCACCUUCGCCACCUUCUUCGGUGGCGCCAACCCGUUCGAGAUGUUUUUCGGCAGGAAGGUGAACGGGAGGGACGACGACGACAUGGAGGUGGACGGCAGCGACCCCUUCGGCUCCUUCACCAGCUUCAACAUCAACGGGUUCCCCCGCGGUGACCGGCACGUGGGGCUGGGAGGACAGCCGCGGACCAGGAAGCAGGACCCCCCCAUCCACCACGAGCUGAGAGUGUCGCUGGAGGAGGUCUUCCACGGCUGCACCAAGCGCAUGAAGAUAUCCCGCAAGCGCCUGAACCCGGACGGGCGCACCAUGAGGACGGAGGACAAGAUCCUCACCAUCGAGAUCAAGCGCGGCUGGAAGGAGGGCACAAAGAUCACGUUCCCGCGCGAGGGCGACGAGUCGCCCAACACCAUCCCGGCUGACAUCGUCUUCGUCAUCAAGGACAAACCCCACGCCCACUUCAGAAGAGAGGGAUCCGACAUCGUCUAUCCUGUGCGAGUCAGUUUGCGGCAGUCUUUGUGCGGCUGCUCUGUUACCGUGUCGACGAUAGACGGGAAAACGUGCAACAUGAAGAUCACCGACGUCAUCAAACCCGGCAUGAGGAAGGUAAUCGCGGGACAGGGGUUGCCCUUCCCUAAAAACCCGGAGCAAAGAGGGGAUCUCAUAGUGGAAUUUGACGUGACCUUUCCGGACAGCCUGCCGUCCAACGCCAAGGACGUCCUGAAACGGCACUUACCAGCUUCGUAAAAAAAACGGGACCGGACUGAACGAACAAUAAAGUCCCGAGAACUGCUUUUCACCUCCUCCCUUUGGACCUUGUCGACAAAUCACAGCUACGCCCCCAUAAAGAAUGUGCAAUUUCUAUUUUUUAAACUAUAUUUAGUGUUUAGUUUUGUUGUUUUUUAAAUAUGUUGCAUGCUGAAAUAAGGUCAUACGUGCAAAAAAGUGCAAUCUCAGUGUCCGAAAGUAAAUAUCGACAUUUGACUUCUUUCCACGGUGGCUGUAUCUUCUCAUUUCUCUCUUCAAUCGUGCCGUUUGGGCAGAAAAUACUGAGCACAAGUACAACACUCGGAGAAAUGAAAGAGACUGUUUCCUACGUUUUACAGAGUAGCAUUAUUUCUAUGUGUUUCUAUAGACAGCGACGAUUUUCUUACUGAAAGGAACUGCCUGAUGUAAACUGUGAAACGGUAGAUUUUACUUCUUGCUUCAGAAUAGGUUUUAAAGCCCCAGGUAACCUAAAUCUGUGUUCAUCUUGCACAAACAAUGUCCUGUGAAUAA